CCAUUUCCGAGUUUCGUUUCGUCAAAUCAAUGAAUCUCAUUUUUAUACGCGGAAUCACGUGACUACGGACAAGAAGUUGCUUAGCGCACGUAAACAAUCUCGUAAAUGUCGGCUGCCUUCAGCGAAAAAACAGUUCCACAAUUGCACGAGUUUCUCAAAACAAAGGGGAUUUCAGUUGCUGGGUAUAAAAAGAAUGUGUUGGUUAAAAUAGCAGAAUUUAUUUUCAACUUUAAAUGCCCUACAGAUCCUGAUUUUACUGGCGAUAACACAGAGAAGGUCAUCAAAGAGAGAUAUAAAACAGCAGGCUGCGAUGUAAACCCUUUUAAACUUACUGGCUUCACUUCAGACCUUUCCAAUAUUCCAAACUUUACUCUUUAUGAUAUAUUCAAUUAUCUGCUUUUACACCGGGCUGAUUAUGACAAAAAGAAGCUCAAAGCUUUCAAAAGCGCAGAAGAUUAUAGACUGUACUAUGACGGGCAUGUGGAACAUUUAGAAUGUGUGCGUAAUGGACAAACGUUUGUUUUCAAGACAAGAGUAAAACCUACUCAGAGGGACAAGACAUUCGAUCAAAAGAAAUACUAUGAAUCUUGGUUUAUCAUUUCAAAUGCCACUGGGGAAGUUUUGGCUGCAUACUGUGAAUGUCCCGGAGGAGCAGACGGAGCUUGUAGACAUAUCGGUGCAAGUUUGUAUGAACUGGAAAGUUAUGAGCAGAAAUCCGUCACGGAUGGUCCAUGCCAAUGGAAAAAAAGGCCACAAGCACAUGAUCAGCCAGUAGAAAUAAGCAAACUAAAGAUCCACAAGGCAAGCUACAGUGACAGGAAUGCGCCAAUUGAGGAAGGAAAAAAUGCCUUCUUUGAUCCUCGACAUUUAAAUGACAGAGCCCCCAUUAGCGAGGAAGACAAAACUGACUUUGCCCGUAAACUCCAUCAGAUUAACCCAGAUGCUUGUGCUCUUGAAUUCCUCCCUCUUCCAGAAAUACAAGAUGUAAACGAAAAAGUUAACAAAUCAGCAGUGCCACUUAACAUUAUAACAAAAGCGAAUAACUUCCUGAAAGAAAAUCCCGACAUCUCUAAUACUGAUGAGCUUUCUUCUAAAUUGUUUGAAAAUUUGAAGUUUUCGUGUGAGGAAAUAUCCAACAUACAGGAAAUGACUUUGGGCCAAAGUGAAAACAAAUGUUGGUUUGAAAUGAGGAAAGGUCUCCUGACAGCAUCAAAUUUUGAAAAAAUAUGUACCAGUAAAUCUUAUAAUGAUAGCUUGCUAGCUGAACUGAUGGGUUAUGUCCAAAAACCUUCAAACAAAUUCAGUACAAUGUGUUGUGACUGGGGACUGAAAAUGGAACCUAAAGUGCGCAAACUGUAUAAAAUCAGUGAAUGUAGAAAACAUAAAAAACUCAAAAUCUUUGAGCAUGGACUUAAAAUUUCUGAGCAACACCCAUUUAUUGCUUGUAGCAUUGAUGGACUAGUGUCUUGCUUAUGUCAUUCUAACAAACUUAUUGAAAUUAAGUGUCCGUUUUCAUUGCGGAACAAGCACCCGAAGGAAGCAGCGCAAAUGAAAGGAUGCAUUCUGGAGAAUGGAACAUGGCAUGUAACAGCAGAUGGACCUUAUUACCACCAGAUUCAAGGCCAGCUUGGUAUCUAUGGCUUGCAGCAAUGUGACUUGAUUAUCUAUACAACUAAAGGAUAUGUAGUAAUACCUGUGUAUUAUGAUGACAAUUUCUUUCAGAUGAUGGUUUCAAAGUUAAAAAAGUUCUAUGUUUCAAAUGUAUUACAAGAGUUGAUAACAGGUGAUGUAAAAAAAGCAAUUGCUCAAGAGUCUUAAAACUACUGUA
Molecule: messenger RNA, 1828 nt
Organism: Magallana angulata
Lineage: Eukaryota; Metazoa; Mollusca; Bivalvia; Ostreida; Ostreidae
Exons: 4
Coding region: 106-1818 (570 amino acids)
Molecular function (GO): zinc ion binding
Source: RefSeq, a predicted model, not a curated record